AUGACUGUGAAGCAUUUCUCAUUGGAAUACAACAGGGCGGAUGGGAAAGACACCUACUCUCCUGGGGAUGCUGUAUCUGGGAAAGUAACAGUGGUGACCAGCAAAGAGAUCAAAGUGCAGUGUUUGUUGGUUAAAGCUAAAGGAAAAUCUAAGGUAACUUGGUGUGAACAAGAUGGAGAAAUUCCCGUGGUCCGCAGCAACAAGAGGAACUACUUCUACUUUGAGCACAUUAUUCUACAGGAUAAAAACAAAGGAGAUGGUUCAGAAAUCAUUGGUCCUGGAAGAAAUGUGUAUCCAUUCAGCUUUGACAUUCCUAAUAAUGACAUGCCUUCAACUUAUAAAGGGAAAUGGGGUGAGAUCACAUAUAGUUUACGAGCCCGGCUGACUCAGUCAAUCUGGCUUGUACACAAAACCAAGACUAAAUUCCCUUUUCAGACCAAGUCUGAGUUUCCCUUUGCCUCAAGAUCAGAAAUGAUUUUAAUUGGACUUAAGGAGCAACAAUAUGCAACAAGGAUUUCAUUUGGCUCUGGAAAGGUUACUAUAAACGUUACCUCAGAAAAAUUGGGCUUGGAGCAAGGGGAGGCCAUGCAAGUUUUUCUGGAGGUGCUCAAUGAGUCAGCGAGGCCAGUCACGCCCAAAUUCUUCCUGUGUGAGAAGCAGACCUUUGUAGCACCGACGGGGAGGACGGUACACACAAAUGACAUCUUGUUUGGAAUGGGAGACCCCGUUCCACCUGCGAGCAGGCAGGUUCUGACCAAAGUUCUCAGUAUUCCUCCAGGACUGCCCCCAACCUUCUACAACUGCUGUAUGAUGAAACUGGAGUAUCAAAUUAAGAUCACUCUUGAUGCUCCUCUGAUGAAAGACCCAGAAGUCAAACUCCCUUUGGUCAUCCUGCAUGGUUCACAUAAACCUCAUCAACGAAAAAAAGAGAGAUCCACCAGGUUUAAAAAGCUUACAGGUUAAAAUGAUAUGUUAGAGGAGAGGAGAAAAGCAUGAUCAAACAAAUCAGAAAUAAAAGCUUUGAUCAUGUACCAUAUCUAGUAAUAUGUUUAUUGUGUUCUUUUCUGUUCCUUUUAACAUUAUUCACACAUGUCCACUAGAUGGGGAUGUCGGUUUUAUUAA
Molecule: messenger RNA, 1122 nt
Organism: Menidia menidia (Atlantic silverside)
Lineage: Eukaryota; Metazoa; Chordata; Actinopteri; Atheriniformes; Atherinopsidae
Source: the annotation of a GenBank genome assembly